UGUUGCGGUUGUCAAAAUUGGAAACCUUAAACAGCAUUAUGAAAUUAGACGUGGACACUUUGAAGAAACUUACCCGCAGCAGUCCGAGAUGAAAAGUCCAACCGUCCAACCAACUAAACGCCACACUGUCCGACCAACUAAACAUCCUGUUGCAAUCACACAGUCUUAUUUCAGCAAAUCAGUGUUCAAUCUACAGUCCACCGGCAUCAAACCCAAAGAUCAGAGUCUCUCAUCAACAGUAGUGUCUGUGGUCUACAUCAGCAUUGGAUUAACACUCAUUGUGAUUGGUUUGCUUGUGGCACUGACAGUGAUAUGUAAGAAGAAGAAUGGAGGGAAGAAAUCCCCAACAGUUACCUUCAGAUCAAGAGAGCACUCCAGAGGAGAAAACUGGAAGACUGCGGAGUCUACAAUGUCAAGUUCUAAUCUGAAGAUUGUCCUUCUGGGUAAAACUGGAUCAGGAAAGAGUGCAACGGGGAACACCAUACUGGGUAGAGAUGCGUUUAGAGAAUCUUGUAGUUCUGCAUCUGAAAAGUGUGAAAUACAAGAUGCAGAAGUGGAGGACAAAGUCAUCUCAGUGGUCGACACUUCAGGACUGUUUUAUACAUCACUGAGUGAAGAGGAUCUGAAGUCUGAGUUAGAGAAGUGUGUCAUCAUGUCUGCUCCUGGUCCUCAUGUGUUUCUGCUGGUCAUCAGACUGGAUGUGAAAGUCACAGAUGACAUGAACACAGUGAAAUGGAUUCAAGAGAACUUUGGAGAAAUGGCCCUGCAGUACACAAUGAUUCUGUUCACUCAUAAAGAUAAGAUAGAUCAGCCAAUAGAGCAAUAUAUAGAAGAACGUGAAAAUCUAAAACACCUGGUUAAUGAAUGCAAGGCUGGAAAUCACUGUUUCAAUAACAAAGAAAAAAAAAAUCGAAAACAGGUCACUGAACUAUUAGAAAAGAUAGAUAGUCUGGUGAUAGAGAACAGAGGAGAGCAUUACACCAAACACAUGUACCUGGAAGCUCAGAGAAAACUCUCAGAAGAAGAGAAGAAAUUGAAACAACUGUACGAUGAAUACACAAAAGAAAUGGAAGAGAUUAUGAGACAACAGAAGAUGGCAGGAUGCAGAGGAAGCAUGAAUCACCCUCCUGAUCUGAGGAUUGUGUUACUGGGUAAAACUGGAUCAGGAAAGAGUGAAUCUGGAAACACUAUACUUGGCGGAGAUUUUAAAUAUUUUGAAGCAGCUGCUUCCAUGGAUUCAGUCACUUCAUCAUGUCAGAAACAAAGAACUGUUGUGGGUAAACGGAUCAUCUCAAUCAUCGACACUCCAGGACUGUUCGAUACAUUAAUGAGUCCAAAGAACCUGCAGUCUGAAAUAACGAGGUGUGUCAUCAUGUCUGCUCCUGGUCCUCAUGCGUUUCUUCUGGUCAUCAGACUGGAUGGGAGAUUUACAGAAGAGGACAUGAACGCAGUGAAAUGGAUUCAACAGAACUUUGGAGAAGAUGCUGUAAAACACACCAUCAUUCUGUUCACUCAUGCUGAUGUGCUGAAGGGUGAAACAUUAGUUGAGUAUUUUAAAAAAAGUAACAAUGUAAAGGCACUUAUUAGGCAGUAUGGUGAAAGAUAUCACUCAUUCAACAAUAACAGCAGAGACAAAACAGAUCAGGUCACAGAGCUGCUUAACAGGAUAGAUGAAAUGGUAAAGGAAAAUGGAGGACAAUAUUACAGCAAUGAAAUGUAUAAAGAAGUUCAAAAGAUGAUUGAUUGGGAUACGUUUAAACAAAGAGCAAAAGUGUAUGGAACAGCAGCAUUAACAGCUGUAGGGGGAGCAGCAGCAGUAAUGGCAGUAAUAUUUUCAGCAUUACGUCGAUGAAUAGGAUGUAAUGACAUAGAUGAUGGGUAGGUCACUUUGUUUUAUAACCUAUAUUAAUAUUUAUUUUACACUUUUUUUAUUUGUAAUAAUAUUUGUUUUGCCUUCCUCUAACAACUUGCUGUUUUAUUUAUAAAACAAAACAAACCACAAUGUCAUACAAAAUUUAUUUUAAAUAUUAAAAAGACAUCAUAAAAUCUGGUUGAAAAUUAGAUUGUGUUAAUGGACAUCACUGGUGUCAUCUGAAGAAGCAAGUUUGUUGUUUAGUAGCACUGCUCACAUGCAGUACUGAACACACUGUACCAAAACUGGAAAUUGUCCAUUUAAAAUCAACAAUAUGUUCUGACUUUCAGACAUUGGGUGGCUUCUGGUGAAGGAAAGCUUGUGUACAUGCAUAACUGCAUUUGUAUUUUAGUGCAUAUUAGGUUUUUAUGUAGACUAUGUACAUUGCAUUUCUAUGAGACUAGUUUUACUACUGGAAUUUCUUAAGUGCAGUUCCUAUGAUUGUAUUUCUGUUUUAUUUCUAGUUCUAAUAUUUUAUUUUUCCUUUUUUUUUGAGUGUCUCACUAUUCUCUUUAAGGCAUGUUGUGCAUUGAGCAUAAUGUCAAGUUCAAAACAUUAUUUGUGCAUAAUAUAUAUUAAGCCUCAAUACAGGUUUUGAAAGAAAGAAUGAGCAUCUUCAGUACACCUGGAUUUGAUAACAUGAGUUGUUAGCAAAUACUGUCUGUUAAAGGAGAGUCUUAUUGCAGCAGUCUGAUUUACCCUGAACUGUCUAAAUGUUCUUUUUGUAUGCAUGUAUGUUUCAUCAGUCAAUGUGAAAUGACUGCUGUCAACGUCAAAGGAUUUCAACCAUUGUGCUUUGUGUCUCUGUGUGUCCUACUCAGACUGUAGAUUAUCUUAUAUCUAUAUAGUGUGAGAGCACUUUUAGAAAUUAAAACACUAACUUUUUUUACUGGUUCACAUCACUUCAUGACAAUUGUCCCACCGUAUGGUCACUUUGAAGUAUAAUGUCCUAUUCCAAAACAAACAUGUUUAGAGCACACAUUCAGGAGCACACGUUUCAGAAAUUUUCAUUUUAAAAAUGAGAGUCAACAUCUCAACUAAACAAACAUUGAUCACACUAAGGGUGACUUACAAAGAUUCAACUUCAAUAAGAGCUUUUGUAGAUGUGUGUCCUACAGUAACUAGCUGGCAACAGUGUUGCCAAUAUAUCACUAGAAAUAGCAUGUAAAUGCUAACAGUGUAGCUUAUUCUGUACUUUUUGUCUAUUGCUUUCUAUCUGCUUUUUUGUUUCCACACGUUGCUUUGCUUUAUAAAUAAUAAAAACAUGAUAUAAUGUAGGCUAUCCUGUUUGUUGAUAGGUUAUAGGCAACCCUAAUUAUCACUUGUGCAUAAUUAAAAAAGCAAUGAUUUUUUUUCAUUCAACAUCAUUUAA
Messenger RNA from Triplophysa rosa, 3284 nucleotides. RefSeq names its product GTPase IMAP family member 8-like. Gene Ontology annotation, molecular function: GTP binding. The record is from RefSeq and is a predicted model, not a curated record. The coding region runs from base 89 to 1852 and encodes 587 amino acids. The transcript is spliced from 8 exons. Lineage: Eukaryota; Metazoa; Chordata; Actinopteri; Cypriniformes; Nemacheilidae.